Messenger RNA from Protopterus annectens (West African lungfish), 1325 nucleotides. RefSeq names its product chromosome chr6.part0 C14orf39 homolog (gene CCHR6.PART0H14orf39). Gene Ontology annotation, cellular component: central element. Gene Ontology annotation, biological process: spermatogenesis; meiotic DNA double-strand break processing involved in reciprocal meiotic recombination; oogenesis. The record is from RefSeq and is a predicted model, not a curated record. The transcript has 10 exons. NCBI's taxonomy places the organism in Eukaryota, Metazoa, Chordata, Ceratodontiformes, Protopteridae. The coding region runs from base 519 to 1325 and encodes 268 amino acids.
AUCAGCUCAGACGCUUGUUUCAGCCUUUUUUUGUUAGCUGCUGUCAGGUAUAAGUUGUGGUAGCAACACAAUUGAUUAAGAUGAAAUAGAAAAAGUUACCGUAAAGUGCCCACGACUAAACGAUAUUGUAUCCUUCAGCAACGCGUCUAUAAAAGCACAAACUGCAACAACGAAAAAAUAAUUAUGUAGAACUGUGAAAGUAAUUUCAUUUCAAAGUGAAACACCCACAAAUGCAGAAAAACACACCCCUAAUUCUAUAAAAAUACAAGAAUUUUUUAGCAAUACAAAAAAUGGAAACUAUCAGAUUUAAUGUUCUGCGCACCGUGGCACGAGAAGAGAUUUCGUUCAGAUUUCGGAAGCUGUUUUGUUUUUCCCGCCAGAAGGUUAUCGAUUGGGGAGCGUUUACAGUACGUUAAUAGAAACGAAUGUGAGGGUAAAUCUGCAGGCUGUUUUGAAAACGUACACAACUAAUUCAGUUCCCUAACUUGUUACAUACGUUUUAUAGGGUGUUGUAUAAAAUGGACUCUGAUCUUCUGUGUAGUUUGGAUAAGCUUCUCCUUCAGUUUGCUUUCCAUCUGGAGAAAGACUCACAGACAUUUAAACAUGAGAAGGAACAGAUUCAAAUUUGUACUGCAAAUAUUUUAGAAAAGAAACAGCAAACAAAUAUACUAAAUGAAAACAUAAACAAACUUGAAGAUGAACUCUCUCGAUCUAUUAAGCAAAGCAAGCAAAACAGAGAUAACUGUGAAGCAUGGAAACCAACAUAUUUGCUGUUUGUGAAACAUGAAGAAAAUCUCCAAGAGCAACUCCAGAAUUUACAGUUUGUGUCUGAAAAAGACAGAAAGAUGUAUCAAGAACAUGUAAAUCAGUACAGAGAGAUUCUGAAGCAGUACCAAACACAGUAUUCGGAAUCCACAAUGGCCUUAGAGUAUCAUAAAAAGAAGGCAGAAAUGGAUGAAUUACAGAACUGUGUAUGGGCAUAUACUAAAAAAUGUAAACAGCAGGAAUGCACUCUUAUGCAGUUGCUAGAACCUGCUCCUUUUAGGUCUCUUCGAGACUGGACCCUGGAAAUUGCUUCUUUGAGAGUAAAUACUGAAGAAAUGCUCAAAAAAAUAACAUCCAUUAAAAGUAAUUCAUCCAGACUGGAAAAGGAAAAUGCAGAACUUCAGAAGGAGAUUCAGCAUUUCUUGAAGCUUAGUACCAUUUCCAGACAAAAUGAAGUUUCAGAUCUGAACAAUGAAGAAAAAAAUAUAUCAGAAGUAAAAGAAAGGUACUGGGGAUCAACCCCCAUUCAAGAGAUCCAAAAAAGGGAAGCCCUGAAUUGA